This is a messenger RNA of Gaeumannomyces tritici R3-111a-1, 879 nucleotides long. RefSeq lists its product as hypothetical. The record is from RefSeq and is a predicted model, not a curated record. Lineage: Eukaryota; Fungi; Ascomycota; Sordariomycetes; Magnaporthales; Magnaporthaceae. The transcript is spliced from 2 exons. The coding region runs from base 19 to 378 and encodes 119 amino acids. Gene Ontology annotation, cellular component: oligosaccharyltransferase complex.
GAAACCUGGCCUAAUUGAAUGCCGACACGACACGCACCUGCACACGCCCACCACCCCAGUGUCACCCAAGACGGCCAGUUGAACACAUCAUCGCGAGACACACCGCAUUGUAAAUCUGUCCGGACAGAUAUCACUCCGAGCGCAGCUCAGCGACCCUCAGCGAAGCCCGCCUCCUACCCACCGGGACACAUCGCCGCGACCAUGAUCACAGACAACGAGCUGUACCAGAUCGCCAUCAUACUCGGCUCCGCCGCCAUGGUCCUGAUAGUGGUGUAUCACUUCCUUGAAGUCAACACCCUCGAAAGCGAACCCGCCGAUGCGAAGAAGGCCUCAGUUUCUAGGACAGGAGCCCAACCCGCCAAGGUCGCACCGAGAUGACGAUGCUCCAUAGGCGGAAAGUUGGGGAGCUCCAGGCCACGAGAGCCUUUGCCACCUAUUCGUCAGCCAACCGGCAGAGCUGGUGGGAGGAUAGGCAUGCAGCGGCAGGCGGAAACCAGGCGGCGGCGACGGUGCAUGUACGAUGUUUGGAGGACGAAGGAGAGCUAUGAUACCAUCACGAUACACAAAAACAAGCCGCAAUCUAUGGGCACAUCGCUGCAUACCACACCGGCCCAAAAGUGCCUCUGCCCUUCAAGAUCCAAAGCGGAAUGAAGGGGAGCAGGGGGCUCAGGGACAAGGGGUCUAGUAGAUGGAGAGCAGCAUAGAUUAUCAAAAGUGUUAUAAACCUACCUACUACGGUAGCCUAAGAAGAAAGAUCGCUCCGACACGGAGCGCUAACCUCCUUGUUGUGAUCUUCCCGCCUUACGUUCUUUGUUUCCUUUUUUCUGUUUUAAUCAGUACCUACCUAUUUCCUGGCUUUCGAGUCUUGGGGGAUGUCCC